UUUUAGUUAUGGCAAUAGUUUCAGUGUCUCCGACUCCCCGAGGAAAAUGUCUGCUUUCGAAAGACUCGAAAAUUAUUUUUAUGUUGAAAAAUAUUAGCUUCUACGUUAUUUAUAAUAAACUUUAAAAUAAUCAGAAAGUUUGAAAAUGGAGCUAAACAUUCGGACCAGUAAAGCAAAGUAUUGUGAAUUGUAGUUGUGUUGGUUUUUUUUUGUGAAACUCGUGAAGUGAUUGUGAAAAGACAUGUCAUAUAGUUGUAUUAAAUUGAUUUGAUCAGUGCUGGUUGUGUAACAACAAUGUCUGACGAAGAGGAUUCUUCCCCUGAUUGGGCGCUUGCCCCCACCAAUAAUGUACCUGUUCUAGGAAUAAAGCGGCUGAAGCAGAUAGAGACGAUGUUUGUGUCGCGGCGGCUGCAGGGCCCGCGCACGCAGGCGCUCAGCGUGGAGACGCUCAUCGACAUGCUGCUGGUGCUGUACGACGAGUGCUGCAACAGCAGCCUGCGCCGCGAGAAGGCCAUCGCCGACUUCAUACUUUAUGUAAAACCAGUCGCGACAGCUUUGAAGCGGCUGCGUCUGUCGCGCGACGACUUCGAGCUCGUGAAAGUGAUCGGUCGCGGUGCGUUCGGUGAGGUGUGCGUCGUGCGUGCUUCGUUUAUGCAGGGCACAGACUGUGGCGUGAACAGCACGGGGGGAACAGUGUCAGCCACGGCAGGGGACAGAGUUUACGCCAUGAAGAUACUCAACAAGUGGGAGAUGCUGAAGCGCGCGGACACGGCGUGCUUCCAAGAGGAACGCGACGUGUUAGUGUUCGGAGACCGGCGCUGGAUCACCAACCUGCACUAUGCCUUCCAGGACGAACACAAUUUGUACCUGGUGAUGGACUACUACUGCGGCGGUGACCUGCUCACGCUGCUGUCCAAGUUCGAAGACCGGUUGCCCGAGGACAUGGCGCGUUUCUACAUCGCGGAGAUGGUGCUGGCCGUCCACAGCGUCCACGAGCUGCGAUAUGUGCACCGGGAUAUAAAGCCUGACAACGUUCUGUUGGACGCGAGCGGGCACAUACGUCUGGCCGACUUUGGUUCCUGUUUGCGAUUGGGGGACGACGGAAAAGUACAAAGUAACGUGGCAGUUGGAACACCGGAUUAUAUUUCGCCUGAAAUUUUAAGAGCAAUGGAGGACGGUCAGGGACGCUAUGGGCCGGAGUGCGACUGGUGGUCGCUUGGGGUGUGUAUGUACGAGAUGCUGUUCGGCGAGACGCCGUUCUACGCGGAGUCGCUGGUGGAGACGUACGGCAAGAUCAUGAACCACGCGCGCUCCUUCCACUGCCCGCCGCCCGACGAGCACGCCGCGCAGGUGUCUGAGGAGGCCAAAGAUCUUAUCCGAAGGUUAAUAUGCGCAUCGGAAACUAGAUUAGGAAGAAAUGGCUUACUGGACUUUAAGAGUCACGGAUGGUUCGCGGGCCUAGAGUGGGACAGCGUGCGCGAGAUGCAGGCGCCCUUCGUGCCAGACGUGUCCAGCCCCACUGACACGUCCAACUUUGAUGUCGACGACACGGACAUACGGUUAUCGGAAGCGGUGCCACCGCCUCGCGCUUCAGCGGCUUUUUCUGGUCUGCAUCUGCCGUUCGUGGGCUUCACCUUCACGGGCGGCUCGCGGCUCUGCGACCUGGGCGCGCCCACGCCGCUCAGCCCAGCCAAGAAUGCCACUAAGCAGGCGCCGUCCAACGCGAGCGACCGCGCCGCCCUCAAAGCGCUGGAGCGUGAGAACGCGUUGCUGGCGCAGACCAUCGCCGACCUGCGCGCGGGGGACGCCGGCGAUACUGCCACAGAAGAGGUGUCGCAGUUGAAAGAAGAAAUAUUGGCGCUGUCAGUGAGGAACGGAGAGUUGGAGGCGCAAGUGAGGAGAUUCGAACAAGUGAACGCGUCGAUAGGCUCACAGGAAUUGUCGUCAUCGCCUCAAGAACUGGCGACGCGGGUCAAAGAGUUGGAGGUGUUGGUCAGCGCUCUUAACCUGGAGAAGGAGGAACUGCUCAAGGACAGGAUGGAUACUGUCGAGAAGUUGCGGUGUCAGGACAAAGAACUAAAGGACGCCGUGUCGCAGCGUAAACUCGCCAUGACGGAGUACAACGAGGUGACCGACAAGCUGUCCGAGCUGAGGCAGCAGAAGCAGAAACUGUCGCGGCAGGUCCGUGACAAGGAAGAGGAGCUAGAAGUGGCUAUGGCGAAGAUCGACGGGCUGCGACAAGACAUCCGACGCGCUGAUAAGUCGCGGAGGGAUUUGGAGGCGAGACUGGACACUGCCAUCUCUGAAGGCGCUAAGGAGCGCAAGUUGAGAGAGGAGAGUCUGCGUCUGCAACGCGUUGAGGCGGUGGAGGCGGCCGGCGGGGCGGGCUCCGCGGCCGCUGACGUCGCCAAGCUGCAGGCGGACAUCGAGGCGCUGGAGAGCCAGUACGCGGAGUCGCUGGCGCAGCAGCAGGCGCGCUACGCGGCCGAGCUGGCGGCGCUGCGCGACCAGAUGCACGAGGGCGACGCGCUGCGCUCGCGGCUCAACAGAGAGUUGCAAACCUCAAAGGAGAAACUGGAAAACCGCCGCUUGGAGCAACUCAACGACAGCGAGGAUAAACAGAUGCUCAUCAACGAGAACAGAAAACUUGCCAAAGAUCUGGAUGCUAUGGCAGAAAAUGGUAGGAGAUGGCAGUCAGAGAGGCGGCAGUUUGAAAUGGAGUUAGAGGAGUUGCGAGCUAAGCGAGACUCAAUGCAACACUGGGAGACUCAGAUAGCAGACAUAAUCCGAUGGGUGGCGGACGAGAAGGAAGCUCGCGGGUACCUGCAGGCGCUCGCCACUAAGAUGACUGAGGAGUUGGACUAUAUCAAGCAUGCAAGCGUCACGCGUACAUUUGGGCCGCCAUCGUCCCCGCCCGCGGUCAGCAGCGGCACGGGCGGCUGGCGCGACCGGCGCUCGCAGAAGGUGGACAAGAUGGAGCUGCUCACGCUGCAGAACUCGCUGCAGUCCGAGGUGCAGGCCAAGCAGGCGGUCGGCGAGGAGCUGAGCAGGACGCGCGCCGAGCUGCUGGCCAGCCAGAGGGAGCUGUUAGAGACCCGGCAGCGGCUGGACUCGUUGGCGCACGACAUGAAGCGCAAGGAGCAGCACAUCCGCGACAUCCAGGCGAAGUUGGACCAGCCGCACCAACCGUCGAACUCCUCGAGGCAAGGUUCUGCCAAAUCAUCGAGCUACUGGAGUGGUAAAGAAGAGAAUGUUUUGGACCGGCCGCCGUCACAAAUGAGUUAUUUGGAGCAAUUCCUGAAGGACGCACCCACAGAGCGUCAUUACGACAAUGUUGCUUCGAUGAACAAUGAACAGAAGAUGUCGCCGCAGUACCGUUACAGAAACGUUCAGCAUUGUUGCAAUGCAAAGAUGAUGUACGGGUCCCAGCAGUCGACGGCACUCAGCGGCUCGGCUGAGUCUCAGGACGAGAUGGAGGGGCGGGCAGCCUCGCCGAUCUCCUGCAAGAGCUCGCCCAGCGAGAUGUCUACCUAUUCACUACAAGACCCUACACUGGGCCCCGCGGUGCCGGGCAAGCAGAAAGUGCAUCAGUUCCUGGUGCGAACCUUCAGCAGUCCCACCAAGUGCAACCAUUGUACCUCGCUCAUGAUCGGUCUAACGCGGCAAGGCGUGGUGUGCGAGACGUGCGGGCUGGCGGUGCACACUCGCUGCUGCGGGCGCGUGGCGCCGCGCUGCCCGCUGCCGCCCGAGCGCUCGCGCCGCCCGCUCGGCAUCGACCCCGCGCGGGGACAGGGCACCGCUUACGAAGGCUACGUAAAGGUACCUAAGCCAGGUGGCGUAAAGAAAGGAUGGAUGCGGCAAUUUGUCGUGGUGUGCGACUUCAAAUUGUUCCUUUACGACAUAUCACAAGACAGAAACGCUCUUCCAUCUGUAUGUGUUAGUCAAGUGCUGGACAUGCGGGACCCUGAGUUCAGCGUCACUUCAGUCAAAGACUCGGAUGUGAUACAUGCGAGCAAACGAGACAUACCGUGUAUAUUUAGGAUAUCUACGUCACAACUGGAAGGCGGUAAGAGGUACCACACUCUGAUGCUGGCGGAGUCGGAGUCGGAGAAAACCAAGUGGGUGGUGGCGCUGAGCGAACUGCACAGGAUACUGAAGAGGAACAACUUGCCCGACAAAUGUGUGUACAGCGCGGCGGUGCUGGCGGACGCGACCGGCGCGGCGGCGGUGCGCGGCGCAGCGUGCGCGUGCGUGGUGGAAGCGGCGCGCGUGUGCGUCGGCGGCGAGUUCGGCCUGGCGUUGCUGGACCUGGAGCGCGCUGAGGUGGUGCCGCGUCGCGCUGUUGCACCCGUGCACCGGCUGCGUUACGUGCCCGCGGAGCAGUUGCUCGUGGUGAUAGCGGGUCGCGGCAGACACGUGCGGCUGGUGCCGCUGCGCGCCCUGGAGUGCCCCGAGGCGGAGAGCGUGAAGCUGGGCGAGGCGAAGGGCGCUGUCGACGUGGCGGUCGGUGAGCUGAAUUCGUCCUCGUACGGGUUCGCCGUCGUGUGCAAAAGACAGAACUCGUGGGUGGUGAUAGUGUACGAAAUCACGCGCACGGCAGCGCGGCGUUGUCGCAUAGCGGAGCUGCGUGCGGCGGCGCCAGUGCUGAGUGUGCAGCUGCUGCGCGGGCGGCUGCUGCUCGGCUACCGUGGUGGACUAGUCGCGCACGCGCUGCGGCCUGCGCACGACCCGCACCCGCACCCACCCGCUGUCUCAUUAGUACACCCAGAAAACCAAGUGGGCGUGUUCCUGGCGCACUCAGGCGCGCGACCGCUGUGCGCUCGACCCGCGGGCCAGGACUGGCUGCUGGUGUUCAGUGCGCUGGCGCUGUACGUGGACCGUGCGGGGCUGCGUGCGCGCGACACCGAGCUCAUGUACACCGCGCACCCUGUGUACCACGCCAUCAACGACACCCACCUGUUAAUAUUCACGACGUCGCACAUCGACAUCUACGAUAUCGAGUCCGGCGAGUGGGUGCAGACCAUUAAUUUACCGAACGCUCGUCCGCUGGACGAGGCGGGCUGGAUCGUGCUGGUGGGCGGCGCGGGCACCGCUUUCCCCUUCAGCGCCGACACCGCGCCCUACCUCGUGUACCUGCGGCCUCUGCUCACGCAGGGACCCCUGAACGUGGAGCACACGGUGUACGGCACCAACAAGCGACGGUUCUCCGUGCGGGAACAGUCGCAUCAGGCGAUAGAGGCUCACAAUAGAUUAUCGGAACGUCGCUCGAAGUUGAUCUCAGCCCCAACGAACUUCGCGCACGUGUCGCACAUGGGCCCCGGCGACGGCAUCCGCUCGCAGCGCCUGCUCGACCUGCCCACCACCGUGGAGACCGCCGACCACGACCACCACCACCAGCAAAUGUUCGGUAGUCGGGACAGCAGUAAACGGACGUCGCCACUGACGAUAUCGCAUCCCACCGGAUCCUACAACGGUUCGUGGCGCGGCAGGUCUCGCGAUGCGCCGACAGAAGCUCCCCCCUCGCCGCCUACUCACAGAGCGAUGGAAAGGUCGGUGGGCGGCGGCUCGCUGGGCAGCGGCUCGGCGCUGGAGCGCUGCCUCACGCCGCUCAGCCUGGGCAGCAUGAGCUCGCUGCACGACGUGCUCAAGGUGGGCACAGAGCUGGGCGAGGGACUGCAGUCGGAGGACAGUAGCGGCGCCUCCCCGCCGCACCCCAACGACCCCUGAUGAAGUCAACUGGACACGUAUUGGAAAAUCGACAUGUCCAGGUUUUAUGCGUGCUUCUGUUAACGCACGACGCGUUCGCUCGCGACUUACGAACGAUAACUCGACUUGCGUGCAGUGGUGUAACUGACUUGUGUGUUAUAUUGAUAAACAGUGAGUUUGUGCUAUAAAUCGACUGUGUGACUUGGGUUUUGUACAUGUUUUUGACGUAACUGAAAACAUUAUAUGUAUACAGGUAUACAUGGAUAAUAUGCUAUAUGAAUAAUUUGUUUUUGACAUCUCAACAAAUUCACAAACAUAUAUAAUACGAGAUAAACAAUGUAAACAAAUAGUUAACAUGAUUGUUUUAAACAAAUAAUAAUUGAGAUAAUAGUCACUCUCUUUCCCAUGUAACUUUUUGUAAUGGUCAAGUUGUUUGUUUGAUGUAAUCUCGUUAAACGUUAAACAUGAAGGUUCGAUUUAAAUAUUUUUUCUUGUCCACGAGUCAUACCUGUAUACAUAUAUUGUUUUAGUUACGCAUUAUCAGUAUGGGAUUUGCGUGCCAUCAAUCACAAUAUAAAUAGUAUAUAUUCAAAGUAAAAUGCACCUUCUUUAUUAUGUAUUAAAGUUUUAUUUACAACAACUCAGCUCCUGUUGUUUUUAACUCUCUGAAUAGCCAACUUUUAAACAAGCACAUUACAAACUUACUGCGUUCCGCCGUUUCUUUUUUAAAGAUUUCUUAAUAAUCCUUUAAAAAAAUACUUAAUUAACUUGUUAAAGUGUUUUUAAAAGGAGGUUCAAUAAUGCAGAAAAUUCAACCUUAUUUAUACAGAUAUUAGGUCCAUUUACCUUUGAAUUUACUAUUUAUUGAGUUUUUUAGCAUGCAAAUCUCACACUUGAGUAUAAAAUUAGCGCGAACAGACUGAAAGACUAAUAAAUGAUUCGUCUUAGUCUAAAAAUAAAGAAUAAUUGUAUUAUUCUGUCUUGCAUACAAUUUACAACCUUAUUCCAAUUGUAUAAGGUAGUUAAUGAAUAAACGAAGAAAAAUCCUUCAAAUUUUCUGCACUUUUACGACACAUAUAUACUGUGUCGUCAUAUUUGUUAGAUGUUUUAUCUGAAUAAUGUAAAAAUGUGCGAGAGAUAGUGAAUUGACACUUGUAUGAGAGUUAGACAAUAUUGAUAUGAUGUCAAGGUAAAAUGAACCUAAUAUUCAGUGUAAUAGAGUCUUGAAUUCUGUGUUGCUUAUUUAUAACAUGCAAAAGUAUGCCUGACAAAUUUAAGCUCUAGUACAAGACAAUUAGGUAUAUUUUGCUCUGUUAUUAUUCAUGUACUCCAAAUUGACUUAUGAUGUGAUAUUUUCUGUAUCAAAAUACACUUCUAUGUAAAUAUGUACUUAAUGUUUUAUAUAUCAGGAUUUGUCAUAAAUACUUGUUUUGUUUUAUAUGCAGUAAAGGACGCCAAUUUUUUACUAUUUUUUAACUAUAAUUUAAAUAUUUUUUUUUAAAUAAUGUACUCGCAACUCUCUGAGAACUACAUAUUUAAUUUUAAUAAAUAAAAAUCGAGGCUAUAAUUUAUUUUAAUUGUAAAAUAAAUUAAGUAUUUAAUUAAGUUCAGAUAAAACGUCUAGCAAACUGUAGUUGUUAACGUAUUUUGAAUUUGACAUUACAUAAUAAUGUUAUUCGAUAAUUAACCUAAAAUCGUUAUAUUUAAGGGAUUUUUGAUGACAAAUCGGUUUUAUUAAAGCUAAUCGACAAUUAAUAUUAAGAUAUCUUCCAUUAUUCCAAUUUUUACACUUAAAUUUUUAUUAAAAAAAAAUCAAAUAUAAUGAACUAGUGUUUUAAAAAAAAAAGAAUAUAUAGUCUGUAUUUGUACGUGUUGCAAUAUACUUUUUUAUAAUACAAUCAUCACAAUGUAAAGUAUGGAUGAAAUUGAUAUAGUAUUCUAUUUCAUGAAGACCGUUGGGUUGUAGUAGUGCUAUGCUAAAGAACAAUACUAUUAGUGUUUUCUAAGAAGAUUAACUUCUAAUUUAAUUUAAUAACUUAGUUGAAAUUGACUGAAGUUAGUCCUUGACUAUAAUCUCACCUGAUGGUAAGUGAAAAUCCACACCCCUUACGGUUUCUACAUGACAUCGUACCGGAACGCUAAAUCGCUUAGCGGUACGUCAUUGCCGGUAGGGUGGUAACUAACCACGGCCGAAGUCUUCCACCAGGCAGACCUGGAUCAAUUAAAACCUCAAUCAGCCCAGUGUGGGAUCGAACCCAGGACCUCCGUCAUGUAAAUCUAUCGCGCAUGCGCCACGUAGGCUUUCAAAUUUCUUUGCAGACAAGAUGCCAACUGAAGUUUCUUAGUUUAUUAGUUUUUAUUAGUUUUCUUCUAAUGGUAAGCAUUACAAUUAAACAGUGGCGUGCACUUUAUAGAUGCAUAAACGCAAUGCAUACCCUGAGGAUUCAUUAACUACCUCGAUUGGAGGAUUUUCCUUUUAUACAUUUUUACCUAUAGUGCAUACCGUAGUUAAAAACCAUGUUCACGCCACUGCCAUUAAAGCAUUACUUAGUUAGUAAGCACUUUGAGUAUAUUGCAUACACUACAACCUUAUUUAAACUUCGUGAUAUAGAAUAACUAUAAUAUGUAUUUAUUUGUAGUAUUUGGUUCCUAAUAUAUAUAAAUAAAUAAUUAUAAAUACCUACAAAUUGUUUGCAAUAGGUACAAUGUUAUACUAAAAUAGACUCGCUUGGUAUAUAAUACGGGAUACCUUCCAUAUUGCGAUAAUAAUACCUAUAUUAUUAUUAAUAACAAUAAUAUUUAAUAUUAAUAUUGAACAAUGAUAUUGUUAGUUAGAUUUGUACUAAUUAUAAUUAUAAAAAAAAUAUUACCCCGAAGUGGCUUGUAGGUCAAUUAGUAAUGUUGGAAUAAUUUAUUGUAACGCUUACUACUUCGAAUUGACGUACUUUUGAAUUUAGUUAUAAAUUUGUAAUCCACGGUCAUAUUAUAGAAAACUAACGGACGCCCGCGACAUUGUCCGCAAACCUACCCCUACCCUACCCCUAUAUCCGUCUCCUGGUACCUCUACCUCUCCGCCAAUUUUCAGCCAAAUCGGUCCAACCGUUCUUGAGUUAUAAUUAGUUAACACGAAUUUCUUUAAUACAGGGUACUAGCUUUUGCCCACGGCUUCGCCCGCGCCAAAUUCGAGGUAACAAAGAGUCUGUGUACCGAUCUCAAGCUUCCUAUCUUGAAAACUGCGAAAAGUCCCAUAUAAAAUUUCACAACCUCUUUUAAGGGGCGAAUUUUCAAAAAAAAAAAAAUGACGCACUGUCUCAACACUUCCUUGUUCCAUUAUAAUUGGGAGAUAAUUAGGAAUAUUAUGUUUGUAUAUUAUAUAAAUUGUACAAAAAAAUGUAUAAUUGCAUUAUACAAUGUUUAUAUUUAUAUUAUAUCUAUCCUAAUAUUAUAAAUGCGAAAGUGAGUCUGUCUGUAUGUUACCUUUUCACGGCCAUGCUGCAUAACCGAUUUGUAUGAAAUUUGGUAUAGAGAUAAAUUGGACUUUGAAGCAGAACAUAGGAUACUUUUCAUCCCGGAAAAUUCCCGCGGGAUUUGUAAAACAAUACAAUUUUACGCGAACGAAGUCGCGGGCGUUCAGCAGUAUAUAAUAUAUAUUACAUGCAUAUUUAUAGCUUUGGAAUCUAUAAUACUCUUUAGUGAGCUAUAUUUUGUUUCUCAUGUACCGUCAAUUACCGCCGAAAUAACAAAGUUAGUAUAUUACAAUAACUAAGUUAGAUAUAUAAUUUCCCAUGACAAAGGCAUGGCAAUAUAUUUUAUCAUUAACAUUGGCUAAGUGUACGCUUCGUAUUUAUUUAAUUUUUUAUUGAAAAAUACCACGUUCGUGACGUCCUCUUAAUAAAAAUUAUUGAAAAAAAAAUAAUUGUGUACAAAACUAGAUUAAACAUUUUAUAUAUACAUACAUAAAAUACGUGAUAAUUAUAAUAAAUAAACAAAAUAAUAUUGCAUAUUAAUGAAACAAAAAAACUUGUAAUUGAAAAAUUAACUGGAAAAAUAUUCAAAACACUCUCAAAUAAUGUGACAAUCUUAACAACUUUUCUAAAAAUAAUAUAAUUCUUAUAUUUGUGUACUUCUUUAAAAUUAUUUUUAUUUCUAUUUCCUUAAUCGCUAUUCUGAUUAUUUCUACAACAAUACUUCUUAUAACUCGACAAUCUGAGUUUAGAAUUUACCUUUAUCCCUCUCUAUCUAUAUUGUCGUGUUAGAAAGAGAGAGAGACGUAUUCGAGACUCACAAUGUCGAAUUGUAAAAACAUCGUUAAUAAUUACAUUAAUUGAAUGAUUUCCAUUCAAUUGAUUCAAAAAUAUUUCAAUAUGGUCUAUAUUGGCUUUUGUUGUUGAAUUUUUUGAUACAAGAGUUUUUUGGUUCAAAAAUGUCUAUAAUCAUAAAAAUACACACACAUACAUACACACAUACAUCAUUAUAAGACACUGUUAAACACUACCACUUUUAUAAACACUCAAUCUGGUAUACCACAAUUAAAAAUCUACUGGUAAAUAUACAACAAUCUUCAUGCACCAUCUUUAAAACAAACAGUAAUUAUUAUCUGUUAUAAGUUUCAAGAUUGAUACACAAUUAUCAAGAUUGUUAGUAAUGUUGAAUAGCUAUUAAGAGUAAUUAGGCUUUGGUAAAUGUCCAAUAAGUAUAUAUAAAGCUGUAUAAUAUGCGUGCAUUUGUAUAUUGUAUAGUUUGUAUGAUACAGCUGUCAUACAACACUUAGGCCGGGUUCACACUACUCCGAACUACCAUAUUUGCCGGAAAUCGGACAGAGAUGUGCACAUUACACCGGAUCCUACAAAAAAAUCGCAUAGUCAAGUCGAUUCUGGAUUAGCCUAUUAUAUAUAAGCUAUUUAAUAUGGCAUUCCGUCUAGGGGGGCACUAGAGACGACCGUUAAAAAACGAGCACACAAGUUAAAGCAAUUUCAAAAUCCAUUUUAAAUUGAUGUUGGUUAAUACGUAAUAGUUGGUUGGGUAUAAUGUUGGUGAAGGUAGGUACGGGUUGCCAUUUUUUCAUUAUUUGCAGUUUACAUAAAGAUGGGAGGGGGGGGGGGAUUUUUAAGGGAAGAUUGCAGCUUAAUUAACUAAUCGCCACUGUAAUCACUUCAGUUGAUUUUGGACCUACGGAUCCAACAAAAAUGUCAAGCUCGGUAUUUUUGCCCGAUCCGGGAUAAUGUAAAUAUCUUCAUAUAAAAAGUACAGCGUUCCGGUAGUCUUACCGUUUCCAAAUCUCCCGGACCGGCGUAGUGUGAACCCGGCCUUAUAGUGCUACAUAACACUGCCAACAAGUAGUUUUGUUACGGUCGCUGGUUUGCGCAGUUGUUGUAAUGACCAAUUUUACUUAGUGAGCGUUCACGUAUGUAGGCCCAAGAUACGCCACGACAUAUGUCUUGAAGACAAAGUUAUAUUGUCGACUAGUAGCGCCGAGCCGGAAUUAUCGCUCUCGCAUUCGUUGCGAUAAGACGAAAGAGAAAGCAAUAUAAAAAGUCAGUGUGUAUAGAGAGCUAUAUUUCCAGUUCGGCCGCUAUUCGUCGACUAUCUCUUUUCUUUUUCACGAGAUAUGUCGUGCGCGCCCGGCCAUCUGUGAGCCGGCGUAACGCGGUUUACUGUUUUAUCGAUUCCAUACAUUUGGACAUUUCGUUCACAUUAAGCCGCAUAUACACUGUGCGAGUGCACUGUGCAUUGGUAUGAACUCUAGCACUAUGUUAUGCUAAUAUAGUCAUAUAUGCCUCUACGUUAUGACAUUUAUAUUCAACAGUUAUUCUUUUGAAUGCCAUGAAUAAUACAUGACAAAUGUGUGCUAUGUUCGUCUUAAAAUUGAACCUGCCUACACGCCGGCUGACUUUACGUCCGCUCUUACGUCCCUUAAGGAUAUAAUUGUCUUAAUUUCUACUUAUGCUAGUGACACAUAUAACACAGAGGUUUACAAGACAGACAAUAAUUACGUAUCAACUUAAAUGGUAGUGCAUAGUGUAGUAGAUAUCAUAAAACCACUUUGCAUUUCGUUACUAUCGGUUGGGUGUUGAAAACACAAUGAUACAAAGCGGCAUGUCUGUUUAGCAAAUUGUUAUUUUGUUUUUACUGACAAACAAAUAAAAUACCUAAAUAUAUUCGUAUUAUCGGAUUCCGUUCGACUCCCCACGCAUAAACCCAAGACCAAGUUGUGCACAGUUUAUGAAUAUGACACUUAAUACUUACAGAAAGAAUAAACCAGAAAAGUAUUUAUUUAAUUUUGAGGCGUUCAUAAAUAUUUCAUUGUUUUUAUUUAAAACAAUGAAUUUAUAUCAUAAUGAUGAAAACAUCACACUAUCUUGAUAUUAAAAUAUGAACAUUGAACAAUAAUGUUAUAUAUGAAUUUAGGUUAAAUUAGUAUAAUUUUUUUAUCGUUUAGUGUAAUUUUUUGUAUUUUUUAAUACGAAAUCUCAUAGCGAAUGUGACUUUUUUAUUAUUUUAAUGAAUAUAAUGUAAUGGGUUUAUAAUGUAAGUUUGUGUGGUUUUGGCGACGUUAUUCUAAAGUUUUGCUAUUAUAAGCUUACUAUUGACUACUAUUAUAUUGAAAAUAUAAGAAAAAGUAUAAGAAAAAUAUAAGAAAAACAGCUAAAAUUAAUUCGUUAAAAUUACCAAAUAUAUCAAAAUUAAAAUAAGUAUAAUAAUUGUAAGGAUUUCUUCAUCAAAACCACACAAAUUCAACAAGUACCACAAUAUUAUGAUAAUAACUAGGUAAUUUAUAAUAAUAUUUUUAACGAUCUAGUCUUUUCGUUUUUUUUUUAAUAAUUUUGUGACAGUAAUUAAAUAUGUGACUACGUAUGAAUUGUCUUAAUUUAAGGUUUUAACUAUUUUAAGAUUUUAUUUAGUGAAGUGAGAUUUUUUUAGAUUUACAAAAUGUAUUAUAACUUUUAUUGUAUAUUAUAUUGCUUUCUAUAUAAAAAAAGAUUAAUUUUCAUCUACCUACUUACAUUUAUAUAUUAUGAUCUACAGUGAUUAUGUUUUAUUUAUAUUAUUAUACAUAUUACACGAAUCCUAUUAGUAUUGGAAUUUCAUUUAUUAUAAAAAUUUAAUGUAAUUUAUUAUAUAUUUUUUAAUAAUAAUACAAAUUGAAUAUAAAAAAUGUUUUUUUUUUUUUUUUAAUUUAGUAAUGAUAAAUAACAAGGAAAAUCAAUCUCGUACAUUUCUCGACAGUACACAUCGAGUUUUAUAACGAGCUAAGUUAACUAACUAUAUCUAUUUCAAAAGGUGUUAUCUCUUUCACACACGUCCAAAAAGAAUUGACAAAACUAAUGGUAUCUCUCUUGCACGAAACAUGAAUUUCAAUAUACCGUUAUGAAAUUCAUGCUUUUAGAGACUAAAAGUCGAAUGUAUAUUUACUGUCGGAUAGUGUAUAUUUUUCCUUUAUGUAAUUGUAUAAUGGCGAUAAUCUGAAUCUUCAGGUUUUUUUUUAUAUGUAGCCGGGUCCAGACAAAGCUGUAUAACCGCGCGUUUUUAGACGCGAACUGUUUCCAUGAUGAGGAAUAAAUUGUUUGUUUUAAAAUAUUAUGUUAUAUGUCAUCGAUCACGAUGAAUUUUAUUUAUUUAUUUAUUAUCAUCAUAACUUAAAACAUAACUUAAAGGUAUCAAUUAAGAUGAUGGCUAGUUAUUAUUUAUAAUAUAGUAUUGUAAAAUGUGCCUUGAGCUAUAUGAGCGUGACAGGCUUAAUUAUGAAUACGUUUUUACUGCGAACAUGGGUCUAAACUAUAUCUGAACAUCUUCAAGACAAGAGUGGUAAGAAUUUAGACAUUUUAUAGGCAAGUGCGUUUCAUUUUGGCUUUUGUUGUCAAGCGUCAGCCUUUUGAUCAUAAAAAAAUUCUAAGGAACUUUACGUUUCCUGUUGAACGGUCAUUCAUCGAUAUUAAUUUUAGAAACCCUGAUUCUAACUUAACUAAACUAACUUAGUACCAAUUAAAAGAAAAAAAAUAAAAAAAAAAUCUUUUUUGCACAAAAUAUAGAAAACAAAUCAAAUUAAGAAAUAACAAAUUAUAUUCCCGUCAUAAUAAAUACUUUCAAAACCCUCUAAAUUAUAUUUUUGUCACAUAACGUAACUAAGUAACGUAAGUUUUUUUCAUAUGGCAAGCAAUUUCUGCAAAUGAAUACUUUCUACUUUAUAUAUUAUUAUUAUUGAUUUUUGAUCCCCUAUUGAUAAGUCGCAUGGUGUGGACCCGGCUUAAAAUACAAUGUAUAAUAGUUUAUACAUAUUUAUCUAAAUAUAAAAGUGCACAUCCAAAGAUCUACAUAGUCUAUCAAUGAGAGUGGUAAUAAUAAACUAGUGUUUUAAGUUCUUGAUUUUAUUUUCAAAAAUAAAUGAAUAAAAAUAAAAAAGCGUGUAUGUACCAGAAAGAACUGAAUCGUAUAAAUAAAAUGUGAAUAAUAAUAAUUAAUUAAAUAUUAUUUGUAAUAAUUAUAAUUAUUAUGUAUUUGAGAAGAGAUGAUAUUCGGGAUUUUUAAAUAAUAAUAAUUGUUAUAUAAUCUGUGUAUACCUGUUGAUUGCAAUGAACUAUCCAUUAAUAAUAAUAAUUAAUAUUCAAUUGAAUUAACAAAUAAAUGGUUUGUUUAUAUAGAAAUGUCCAAUGUCUAUAUUUCUAGUCUGACAUUCACAAAGAGUGUUAUUAAACUAGCUAAUACAUCGGAAUGUAAAUACAGGCGAGAAAUAUGAAUUUAAUAUCCAAAAAAUUGGAAAUUUCUGUAUGAAUACCCUUUAAGAGGUUACACUUUUGUACCAAUAAAAAGGCGUCCCUAAACUUCGUUAUACUAGAAAGGGUGUAACCUCAAACAGUUUAAUUAAAAUAAAAUCUAUAACCAUUUUAGUAUACAAUAAACCGUAAUCGGUAAUCAAUUGGCAAUGAAUGAAACCUAAUAAUGAUAAAUGAAAAAGAAUCAAAAUUUGUUAAAUACUCUAGAUUUAAGAACUAAGAGACGUAUUUGUUAAUACUAUUUUAUAAGUUCCAUUUGGGAACAUGAAAUGUUUGUGUAACCGUUUGAUAAUGCAACUGUCAAUUACGAGGGUUUAUAAGAGAGCAGCGGCGAAGAGUGUAUACAGUGCCGAUUCCCACCUGGUUACCUUUUAAAAAUCCAAAUUAAAGGGGCAAGAAAAGAAAAACUCUUAUUUAAAGUCUGCUUAAAAAUACACAGUUCAAACGAAAUUAUUUUGAAAUAACCAUGUGUAUCCAAGUUAUAACAAUCGGGAAACAUAAGGUUAAUUUUAAGAUUGUUUUGUUUGGAAUGGGAAUCGUACAAAAAUUUCCCAUCUUGCGAAAUCACAGUAUGAAAAUUAUUUAAAGAGAAAAAUGUUUGCAACACCUACACAAAUGAAAAAUUAACAACAAAGGGAAUUUUCGACAACAUUAAAAUUAAUCAAAUUAAAUAAAGCUAUUGUGAAGACGUAUUUUUGCAAUUACCUUCCUAAAAUGGCAUAUUUUCUCCGCUGCGAUGUUUGAAAGUGGGUACAGUAACUUACCUACUUAGGUCAAUUGUAUAGAAAAAAAGUUUAUUUCUGGUAGAAUUAAACAGAUUUGUUUAAUCAGAAAUAAUGAUUGUCCUUCAAUACCUAGUUUUUGAAUCGGAACUACACAUCGCUAUGUCAUAAUUUUGAAUAAGUUACUAAAGUUAACUUGAAUAUUUUAUUGACCAAACAUUCCAAUGUAACAAAUAUUGAUGUGAUUUAUUAAAUGAAUGGUUAUUGGAAAAUUAAUUUUAAGAGAAGGCAAUGAAUAGGAUUUUUUAUGUGUGGUCUUAUGAAGUUUGAAGAAUCAAAGUUUUCCACGUGGACAAUGGCUACUAAUUAUACUUUUACUAGUGAAUUCAGUUUUCCACAAAUCCCGCGGGAACUAUGGAGUUUUCCGAGAUGAAAAGUAGCCUAUAUGUUAAUCCAGAGUAAUAUCUAUUUUCAUUCAAAAUUUCAGCCAAAUCUCUUCAGUAGCCGCAGCGUAAAAGAGGAACAAACAUACUUACACACUUUCGCCUUUAUAAUAUUACAGUGCGUUAUCAAACGGUCACCGUUAGAUGUAGAUUUUGCUAAUGUUCGAGCUCUAUAUAUAGUAAGUAUAAGUCAUUUACAUUUUGUAUACACCUACGUGGAUAGUAUUGUAUGGAAGUAUUGUAGCCAUGCGGAGGGUAGAAAGAAUAUUCUACAAAUAUGUAUACCGAAUCGUUUUUUUUUGUCAAUUAGUGGUGUAGGUUUCUAGUUUAAGUUGGGCGCGUUUUGAACAAAAGCAGCUUUAUUUGCUUUCACACAUCAAAUCAAAAUUAAUUUAUUUCAUGUAGAUUUGAGCACUUGAAACAUAAACUUUGAGUAUUUGUAGUUGGACUAUCACCGGUUUAGAAGGCAGGUUCUGCUGAGAAAAGACGGCAAGAUGCUCUUCAAAAAAAAGUUCUAGUUUAUUACAAUUCAAAUAAAUAGUUAAAAUCAUAACAAUUGCUUUCGUUUUCACUUCCUGUGUGAAGAUGGAAGCUUAUCCAAUGGCAUCCAAGUAUAUAAGUAAUAUUUGUAACAAUUUAAAAACAGAAUACAUAGACAAAAUAUGAAAUUUUUUUUUAAAAUAUGAAAAUUGGUUAUCCCACAGAAGUUCUAAACUGUGUCGUGGUUUGUCUUUAUCAUUAAGAAAUUCAUAAAUUGAAAUGUCAUAGUAUUCCCAGUAGAGGGGUAAAAUCGUUAACCCAAUCGUGGUAGGGAAGUAAAGUCGUUAACCCAAUACUAAGCCCGUCAUUGGCACGAGCUUUUUUUACGUCCGCUAAGUAGUCUCGUGCGAAUACGGGCUUGACUUCAUACUAUAUAUUUAUACGUUAUUUUAACGUCCGUUAAAAAAACUAUCGUGCGAACGAGGGCUUAAGCUAAGCUGACGUUACAAACGCGCCCACUUUGAAUGCUUACCGACAAUCACACUACACUAUCUCUCAAAAUUAUGAUUAACUAUAGAAGAUCUCUUUAUGACUUUUUUUUUUGUUAUCUAUGUAUUAUGCCCAUACUACAUUGCAAAGGGAACUUAACGCUUGUCUAAUUAUUGCAAAGUUACUGAAAUAUUAUGUACCUUUUAAUAUUAUGCUUGCAAAAUUAAAUAAAUUACACAUAGUAAACUAUAAUUAUUUACCGCACUUUGCUAUAUUUACACUGUUUAUUGAGAACUGCGAACAAAUAUGUAGAUAGGUACAUAUUAGUAGGUACCUGCCUAAGCAAAACUUUGACUAAAUUUCCUUUUUUUUUCUUAUAAAAAACACGCGAUGUUGCGGAAACGGAAAGGAACUAAUUUAAUAUCUUCCAUUCCAUAUUAUAAUGUCUAAAAUAGAUGUGGCGCCCAAAAUUCUUUUUUUUUAAUAACUUUUUUAUUCAUGUUUUUUUCUGUUUUAAUACUUUGUCCAAAGUUUUGUAUAGGUAACGUUACCUGGAGGGCUUAUUCUGUAACGAUGUUGUAUAACUCGCAAGUGCAUGUUUCGAAUUAACCUCUAUCUUCCUCUUGCUAUAGUAUCGUGUUAGACAGAGAGAGAUAGAGGUGAAUUCAAAUCGCAAUUACGAUAUAGAAUAGCCUGCCCUGCUGUUGUCGAGACCGGAAAAAGCAAUUUACGGGCAAGUAAGUAAUAUUUGCCCGCAACGUUGGUUAACGUUGGUUAAUUGUCUGUUCGACCAACACCUGUAUCUCUACUUAGUACUUUUCUUCCAAGUCCAACACGCUAGCAAUAAUACAAAAAAUAAACGUAAACGAAAUAAACGAAUAUGAAAAUGUUAUCACGAAAUAAUACACAAAAAUUGUAUUAAAAAUAUCUUAUUUAAAUAGUAGGUACAACAAUAUUUUUGAUUUAUAAGCUAUUUUCGAGCAAAAGUGGAAGAAAAGUACACAAAUUCUGAGCACUAUCUAUUUGUAAUAUUAUAUUGUAAUUUGCUGAAUUGAAUACUACUAGAUGUAAAUCUAUUUACUAUCCUUGUAUCUAGACCUUGUACCCGCAAUUAUUAUUAUUUGUAUGUAAAUCUAAAUUAUUGACUAAUAUUAUUAUUGCAUUACGCGAAAUUAUCUCAAUACUGUAACUUAAAUAAUUAUUUCAUGUAAAUAUCUGAAUAAAGACAAUUGAAUUA
Messenger RNA from Bicyclus anynana (squinting bush brown), 17848 nucleotides. It is a transcript of the gene gek, whose product is annotated as serine/threonine-protein kinase Genghis Khan. Bases 295 to 5727 code for a protein of 1810 amino acids. Gene Ontology annotation, molecular function: ATP binding; protein serine/threonine kinase activity. Gene Ontology annotation, cellular component: cytoplasm; cytoskeleton. The record is from RefSeq and is a predicted model, not a curated record. NCBI's taxonomy places the organism in Eukaryota, Metazoa, Arthropoda, Insecta, Lepidoptera, Nymphalidae. Gene Ontology annotation, biological process: peptidyl-threonine phosphorylation; actomyosin structure organization. The transcript has 48 exons.